Prinia subflava (tawny-flanked prinia) is the source of this 2320-nucleotide messenger RNA. RefSeq names its product praja ring finger ubiquitin ligase 2 (gene PJA2). Lineage: Eukaryota; Metazoa; Chordata; Aves; Passeriformes; Cisticolidae. The transcript has 9 exons. The coding region runs from base 220 to 2223 and encodes 667 amino acids. The record is from RefSeq and is a predicted model, not a curated record.
GGCGGGGUGAGUGCGGACGGGGUGUGUGCGGCCCCGGCUCCGGCCCGGCUCCGCGGGUCGCCCUUAAAGGGGGCGGGCGGGCGGACUUCCCGGUCACCGGGCGGAGGCGCCGGCAGAUCUGGGCACGGUUAUUUGUGCUGUGGAGCAGCGGCCUUGCCCCUUCCCACCGAGACGGGCCUGCGGCCGAGGGCGGGGGCCUCAGCCGAAUCUCAUGUAGCAAUGGGCCAAGGACUUGGCAAAACUGCCUGGCCCAAACCUGCAGGAGGAUAUCAGACUAUUACAGGUGGAAGAUGUGGAAGAAGACAUUCCUACAUUGGGUUUAGACGAUUUUUGAAUAAUCAAGACAGAGAUGGAAAUCAACCCAAUGACAGCUGCAAACAAUUAGAAUUGGAAGAUGUUCAGAAAGAGGAUUCUUUAUCUUUCUCUGAAGAUUCCAGUCCACUGGUUCAAGUUUCUGCUGAUUUAUUAGAUGAGCCUUUGUCAAAUGAUGCUGGCACUAGAGAACCCGUUUGCCAAAGUGCAUCAAGCCAAACUUCUGAAGUGACCACGUCACCAUUUUCUGUAUUCUGCUAUGGCCUAGAAGGCAACCAAAUCUCACAAGACUUGAUGAAUCCUUGUGAAAAAUCUGUGGACCUUGCAGAAUGCACAUCUGAAGGGCAUAGUGAUUUGAAUGGUAAAAAUGGAAUAGCUUUUGUAAACAUUGACUCCUAUGAGCCAGAUAGCAGUGAUGGAGAGGAAGAGGAUGCUCUAGACAAAUAUUCUUGGAUAAGAGAAGCAGCAGGUCUAAUUCAGGGAAGACUAGAAAACAUAAUUUCUCAGCGUGAAAAGGACGUGGAGUUUUUUAGUGACCUACGCUCCCGACUGUAUGCUUUCAGCCACGGCAUUUAUAGAGAAAGUUGUGAGGAAGCAGGACCACUGCCUUUGGCAGGUCCAAACAGUAGGACACUUAAAUCUGCUGAAGAUGAAGCUAUACCAAAAAUUAGCCCGAGUGAUGAAAGUUAUGAAACACAGCAGAUAAAGCAUAUAGUGGAUGUUGGAAUUGGAAUCCCUGUACCAGUUGCUGAUGUAUUAAACAGCAGUGAUGAAGAAACUGACCAAGAAAAUGCAUCUGAGGUAGUAGUGAGACCUAAAAUUAAAAAACAAAAUACUGCAAGACAACUGGAGAGAGAAAGUAAUCUCCCUAGUGAUAAUGAAGAGGAAGGUGAUUCCCGGAGGAGAAUUGGAAUUGCUGAUGUCCAGCAAUGCCAUCCUGAGUGUCCCUUGAGAGGUGGCAAAGAUGAGAUGAGUUCUGGUGUGUUCUUUCUCUCAAGAAUGCACAAUCAUCAAAUGAACGUGGAAAUAGAUCUAAGAAGAAAUGCAGGAGCUCAAGAGCAAAACAAUGUUCUAAGUGAUAGUGCUUUUUGGAGUGAGCUUGAAGACCACAACACACAUUACCUAAUAUCCCAUAAAGAUGAAGACAGCUCAGAACGCAGUGAGGGAGAAUGGCCUAUGUCUCUGCUUUCCUAUUUUACUGCUGUGGAAAAAGAGCAGUCCUCAAGUGAUGAAAGCUGGGAGACUGUCUCCUGCAGGCAGGAGCAUGACCCUGGUGUGAAAGAGGAGAGUACAGACUUCUGUUUCCAAGAAGGGGAGCAGACAUUGUUGGAGGAAGGUGAAAUUCCUUGGUUACAGUACCGAGAAGAAGUGGAAAGUAGCAGUGAUGAGGAAAAUGAUCCCAUUAGUGAUUUUGUGCAUCUUGGAUUCUUCUUGUUGGAUGGAAAUAACAACCUUGAGGAUGACUCCAGUGUGAGUGAAGACCUGGAUGUGGAGUGGAGACUGCUUGAUGAGUUUGGUGAUGGCCUAGGACUUGCUCAAGCCAUUCCUUACAUGGAACCUCAAUUUCUCACAUUUAUGGCACUAGAGGGACGCUUAGAAGCUGUGGAGGCACAGUUGGAGUCUCUUACGUUUGAUGUUGAACAGACUCGUCCACCAGCUACAAAAGAAACCAUAGAUUGUCUGCCGCAGAUUAUCGUCACAGGUGACUGCAAUGGUCAAGAGCAGUGUUGUACUAUCUGUUGCUGUGAUUAUGUGGACGGUGAAAUCAUAACAAAGCUACCCUGUCAUCAUUUGUUUCACAAACCUUGUGUAACUCUUUGGUUACAGAGAUCGGGAACAUGCCCUAUUUGUCGUCAUGUGCUUGCACCUGUGCUUCCUGAAGCAGCUGAUGACACUGGUUUCUUUAUUUGAUUGAUGAUUCAAUAUCUUCUGUUAACAUUGCUACAAGACCCUCAUACUAGGGUCAGAAAUAAAAUCUGCUACCAAAAUAAAAAUGUAAAUUUUGCCU